This is a messenger RNA of Podarcis raffonei (Aeolian wall lizard), 4330 nucleotides long. RefSeq lists its product as uncharacterized. The record is from RefSeq and is a predicted model, not a curated record. Gene Ontology annotation, biological process: protein ubiquitination; Notch signaling pathway. Bases 189 to 3278 code for a protein of 1029 amino acids. Lineage: Eukaryota; Metazoa; Chordata; Lepidosauria; Squamata; Lacertidae. The transcript is spliced from 6 exons.
UGCAAAUCGUGCGCGUGUGUGGGGACAUUGCACCCCCCCACACACAACUUGCCCGCCCACCCCUCCUCUCCUUCCGGCCUUUCCUUUCGCAAAGUGGGCGGUCUCUGGGACGCGACUUUCGCUUUCGUUUCCCUUUCGUUGCUGUUGUGGAUGUUGCCCCGGCCACCCUCCUUCGAAGGUUUGGCAGCAUGUCUACCUGCCGUACCGUUUGCGUCCGAGGCUACCCUGCCGACUUACCGCCAGAUCGUGUGUCCGACAAGCUGAUGAUCCAUUUUCUGCGAGCGCGCAAUGGAGGUGGAGAAAUUUCCAGCAUUGAAUUUCCACCUGAAUCCCCAGGCUGUGCUAUGGUUACCUUUGAGGAUGCAACAGUGACUCAGCAGGUACUGAAGGCCAAAAAGCAUGUCUUGACCGUCAACGGGAACAACUACCCUUUGGAAGUGACACAGAGCGCCGCUGAAUUGAACCCCAAUGAGAUCUUUGUACGCGUCUGCAUGAAGGUGGAUUAUGGCCGCUUCCCUGAUGGAAAAGACAUCCUGGAUAGUCUGUGCCAGAGGUAUGAGGGCAUCCACAUCAACUUCAACACUCAGGAGAUGACCUGCACCAUCAAAGGCUCCUUUGUGGAGUUGCAGGCCUUCAGCUCUGAGCUGCUGAGGUGCCUCAAUAGCAAGCAAAGGGCUGGCGUUCUCGUUGCGAACGGAGGCAGACCUGCUGAGAAGGCUGCGGGAGAUGGCGUCUCGCACCAGGAGGAGACUCGGGCAGAGAAGAAGAGGAAAAAGAAGAGGGACGAGGAGGAGAAGGCUGCAGCAGGCCCAUUCCAAGUCCAGGAGUCUGCAGAGAGCCUCAUAGAGCCCCUGGAGGACUUCUCCUUAGCGAUAGACUCAGAUAUCUACCUCUACAUGCAGAAGUUCUGCAGUGAGGAAUUGGGCAACAUUUUCCACAAGCAGCAGGUGGGUGUUGUGGACGUCCACAGCGACGGCAUCACAACCCUCUACCUGCGAGCAUCAUCCAAUGGGGCUGGGGGGGUUAGCGCCCUAGUUUCGGCCCACCUGGCGCUCUCCCAGCUUUCUCAGCAACUGGAGGGCACCCUGCGGAAAGAGAAGGUCAACAAGCGAGAUUUGGGGAUCGACGGCGGCAGGAGUUUUCCAGCAGAGCUACAGAGCCUCUACCCUCUGCUGCUGAUUCAGGAGGAGGAGGAGGAUUUCUGCCUCAUUGGGAAUUUGGCGGAAGUUUCCCAAGCCAAGCGGCACAUCCAGGAACUGAUUGCCGCAAGGGGGGCAGCGCAGGAUCACCGGAGACCUGGCGUUCCCCAGGCAGCGUACCUCCAGGGUCCUAGCUCUCUGCCAGCUCAGCUAGAGUCACCGGCGGAGUCCGUGCCAAAGAAGCCGAGCUUGCCAAAGCCCAACAGCAAAGCCGAGCACAAGCUGGCUGCCAACUUUUCAAGUCGGGGUAGCCUACCGGCAUGGCUGCCAGCUGCCAGCUUGUUUCCAGCCACAGAACGCCCGGCUCCAGAGAGCGAGCGUUCCCUUCCGUUUUUGUCCGCUGCUACUGAACCAAAGAGCCAGAUCAGGCAAACUCUGGAAUUCCGGAAAGCACCGCAAGGGAUGAAAGCAGAUCAAUCGCCGUCCUCACCUGCAGGCACCGUGUCGAGUUCCGAGGGCUGGGCGAGCUUUGGUCUCACAGAGCCUCCAUCCCUCCCUGCGGUCACGAGCGCCUUCAGAUCCUUGAACCUGUUUGACACCACAGGGGCUGCCGACUUCAGAGUUUCUGAACCAAGGCCCCACCUCAGACGGUCCAGCAGCCUCUCGCUGCAGAAGUCUCUGAGCGGCAGUGAGUCCAUGCCUGAGCCCAGGCUAACAGCGCAGGUCAGUGCAACCCAUUUGAAGCAGGAGUCUCAGGAAUAUCCCCACCGUACGUUGCAGAAGGAGAUCAGAAAGGAAGGGGUGACACAGGUGGAGUACAGCCAGGAAAUGGAGUCUCCGCUUACCAAACAAAGGCACUCUUUGCACGCCGUCCAAAGCGAUAACAGGAGUCCUUCAGGCAUGCAAAAAGCAGAGGCCCUCGCAGAGUCUUGUGCUUACAUUUAUGACAGCUUCACCUACACUGAGCUGGCCAUGGAUGGACCAGAGGAUGAGGCCCUGAGUGAAUUGUGUAGGUACCUGAAAAAUUUCGACGACCGCAUUGUCGUCAGCCGGGACAGGUACAAGCUGGGCCUUAUGUACCCCCGCGAGGAGAAGUUGCAGGUCCUGGAAGUGUUCCGCUUGUUCUCUGCCCGCAGGAUGGCUGCCCUAUCCGAGCAGACUCCCUUCCGUGAUGGGAAAAUUCAGGGCGAGACAUCGGCUGCAGGGAGCGCUCAGCAGCCGAAUGAGAGCAGGAGAGCCAGCCUGCUAGAGAGCUCCCUUGGCCCGGACAGCCUUGCCGGAGACACAUCGCCCUCCCAGGCUCAGAGACAGGGCAGCGGUUUCCAGCCUGCGCCGGUGCAGAAUUUCCCAAGUGACCACAGAGCAUGGCAGAGUGAGGCCCUCGACCAAACCCCGGGUGCCAGCAAGCAGGGCCGCUCCAGGAGACUGUUGGCUGAGAGCAGGCAGGGCUUGCCAGACAAGUUCCAUUUUGCGAGAGACUGCAAUAAGGAGGGGAGCAGCCAGGAAACAGAGAGGACCCCGCUGAGCUCCUUGCCUGACCUGCCACAGCACGCUUCUCCCCCAGCUGGAGAGGGGCUUGCCUUAGAUUUGGGCCUGAGAACCACCAGCCUAGGAAGCGAGUCGGCGGCUGAAGAGUGUGUGCUGUGCCAAAACAGCCGCCCCACCCUGUCCCAUGCCCCCUGCCCCCACAAGCCUUGCAGGGUGCGAAUCCCAGGAGGCAGCGCUUCGCUAACUCACCCCGGCGCCUCCGCUGGCAUUCCCGGAACCUUUGGAGCUUCCACCAUAUCGCAGAGCCUCCCUGGGUAUAUCCGAGAUCCGACACUCAAAAUAACAUACAACGUUCCUGACGGUGUGCAACAAGCUGGAGACCCCUUCCCAGGACAUCUGUACCGAGGGGGCCACUUCGAGGCCUUUCUCCCAGACAACGCAGAGGGCCGGCGGUUGAUGGUGCUCCUGCACAAAGCAUUUGAGCGCGGUCUGACGUUUCGUAUCAGAACCUGCGGUUUGGAAGAGAGGGUGACUUGGGGACCCAUCCCCCACAAGACCUCCAUGGAGGGGGGCAAGGCCAGAAACGGCUACCCAGACAGCCAGUACCUCCAGCAGCUGAGUCUGAAGCUGAAAGAGCUGAACAUCGAAUGAAGGCCGACCCUCUUCCAAGCACCUUGGGAGCUCAGCAGCCUCCCGAUCUUCCAAAGCCCAUGCUUAGCAUCUUUAGGAAUUUGCCAAAAGACACACUCAAUCCUUAAUCAGGAUCUUUCCACUGUUAACGUCUCCCAGCACUUCUGCCUUUGGUCUUCUUGCUACAUUCAGAGCACCUGAAGGCCUUUCCAUGCAAAGGGAUCUUGACACGAGGACUUGCCGUUUUGUUGUUCUUCUGUUGUAAGAGAACGUCAGGAGUGCAUGCAGGAGCCGGGCCCUGUGACCAGUAGGGCUUCGCGGGACUGGGGCCUUCCUAAGUUUGUUCUGGAGAGGCAAGGCACGGCUGCACAGGUGAGGCCACUUGGUAACUCACUUCACCUGGUGGCUAGAGCCGGAAGGGAUAUAAGGUCAGCAUUUCCCUUCGGCUCUUUGCCACAGCAACACGUUUCCUGCCUUGCUGCGUUUGGCUUCGUGACUCCUUGCUUCUUGAUCCUCGGACCCCUGACUUCGGGACUCCUUGCUUCCUGAUCCUCAGACCCUUAACUUCGUGACUCCUUGCUCUCUGACCCUUGGACUCUUGGCUUCCUGACUCCUGGCUUCUGGACUCCUGUUCCUGCUCCCACCCCGCCAUCUUGCCCCCGGUCCCGACGUCCCCAGCCGGGCCUUCGAUCGCCCGUGAACCGGACUGUGACAGAGAAGCUCUUUGACAUGAGGACUGUUCACAUGCCUUCUGAAGGGGUACAAGUCACAUGAGAGGACUGCUGCACUUGCUUUGGUGGUGUACUCAACCAAGCAGUCAUAAGAUGCCAUGACAUUACUAAUAGGUCAUGCCACAGAGUCUGAGGGAGCUCCCUAUCCUGGCUCCUGCUGCAAAACACGCAAGCAGAGUCUCUUACUUGGAAGUAAGAAAUAGAUUUGUAUACGGGCCCAGCAGCCGUGGUUCAGGAGCAGGGCAAGUAGUUCAGAACUGGAUUUCAGUGGCAUAGAUGUCCCAACGAGUUUCCAGGCCCUGCCCUCCAAGCUUCUAGAGACUAGAGGCUGAUGUAAGUGCU